AUGACUCUGAUCGUCCUCGUCCCCAUCUUCGUCUUCGUCUUUGUGUUAGUCUUCGUCUUCGUCUUAGUCUUUGUGUUAGUCUUCGUCUUUGUGUUAGUCUUCGUCUUCGUCUUCAUCUUCGUCUUUGUGUUAGUCUUCGUCUUUGUGUUAGUCUUCGUCUUCGUCUUAGUCUUUGUGUUCGUCUUCGUCUUUGUGUUAGUCUUCGUGUUAGUCUUCGUCUUUGUGUUAGUUUUCGUGUUAGUCUUCGUCUUUGUGUUAGUCUUCGUCUUUGUGUUAGUCUUCGUCUUCGUCUUUGUGUUAGUUUUCGUGUUCGUCUUCGUCUUUGUGUUAGUCUUAGUCUUUGUGUUAGUCUUCGUCUUUGUCUUUGUGUUAGUUUUCGUGUUCGUCUUCGUCUUUGUGUUAGUCUUCGUCUUUGUGUUAGUCUUCGUCUUCGUCUUUGUGUUAGUUUUCGUCUUUGUGUUAGUCUUCGUCUUCGUCUUUGUGUUAGUUUUCGUCUUUGUGUUAGUCUUCGUCUUCGUCUUCAUCUUCGUCUUUGUGUUAGUCUUCGUCUUUGUGUUAGUCUUCGUCUUCGUCUUUGUGUUAGUUUUCGUGUUCGUCUUCGUCUUUGUGUUAGUCUUCGUCUUUGUGUUAGUCUUCGUCUUUGUGUUAGUUUUUCGUGUUCGGUCUUCGUCUUUGUUCUUCGUCUUCGUCUUUGUGUUCUGUGUCCUCAUCUUCGUCCUCGUCUUCGUCCUCAUCUUCGUGUUAGUCUUCGUCUUCGUCUUCAUGUUCGUGUUAGUCUUCGUCCUCGUCUUCAUGUUCGUGUUAGUCUUCGUCAUCUUCGUGUUCGUUUUCGUCCUCAUCCUCGUCUUCGUCUUAGUUCAUUAA
Molecule: messenger RNA, 864 nt
Organism: Scomber scombrus (Atlantic mackerel)
Lineage: Eukaryota; Metazoa; Chordata; Actinopteri; Scombriformes; Scombridae
Product: ATP synthase subunit a-like
Exons: 2
Coding region: 1-864 (287 amino acids)
Cellular component (GO): membrane
Source: RefSeq, a predicted model, not a curated record